Solanum stenotomum is the source of this 2772-nucleotide messenger RNA. RefSeq names its product putative disease resistance protein At3g14460. NCBI's taxonomy places the organism in Eukaryota, Viridiplantae, Streptophyta, Magnoliopsida, Solanales, Solanaceae. The record is from RefSeq and is a predicted model, not a curated record. The transcript is spliced from 5 exons. Bases 24 to 2327 code for a protein of 767 amino acids.
AAAGAGACGUAGAGGAAUACUUAAUGCAUGACCUUGUCAAUGAUUUGGCCCAAAUUGCAUCUUCAAAUCUUUGUAUAAGGUUGGAAGAGAACAAAGGAUCGCAUAUGUUGGAACAAUGUCGGCACAUGUCCUAUUAUGUAGGAAAAUAUGGUGACUUUCAGAAAUUGAAAUCACUCUAUAAAUCAGAGCAGCUGAGGACAUUACUUCCAAUCAAUAUCCAGUUCCAUCACCAAUAUAAACUAAGCAAGAGGGUGUUGCAUAACAUACUGCCAAGACUAAGAUCCUUAAGGGCAUUAUCAUUGUCUCAUUACAGGAUUAAUGAGUUGCCAAAUGACUUGUUUAUCAAAUUAAAGCUCCUCAGAUUUUUGGACCUUUCUUGUACAGGGAUUAAAAAGUUGUCAGAUUCCAUAUGUGCAUUGUAUAACUUGGAGACACUUAUCCUGUCAUCUUGUGUUGAUCUUGAGGAGCUACCGCUGCAGAUGGAGAAGUUGAUUAACUUGCAUCAUCUUGACAUAAGCAACACUUGUCGCUUGAAGAUGCCACUACAUCUGAGCAAGUUGAAAAGCCUCCAAGUGCUAGUGGGAGUAAAGUUUCUUCUAGGUGGUUGGAGGAUGGAAGAUUUGGGUGAAGCACAGAACUUGUAUGGAUCUGUAUUAGUUUUAGAGUUGCAAAAUGUGGUUGAUAGAAGGGAAGCUUUGAAGGCAACGAUGAAGGAGAAGAAUCAUGUUCAGUUAUCUUUGGAGUGGAGUGAAAGUAGUAGUGCCGACAAUUCACAAACUGAAAGAGACAUUCUUGAUGAGCUACACCCUCACUCAAACAUAAAACAACUCGAAAUCACUGGAUAUAGAGGAACAAUAUUUCCAGAUUGGCUAGCUGAUCCUUUGUUUCUUAAGCUAGUACAGUUGUCUAUUGGUAAUUGCAUGAACUGUUAUUCGUUGCCAGCACUAGGACAACUCCCUUGUUUGAAAAUCCUUUCCAUUAGAGGGAUGCAUGGAAUAACAGAGGUGACGGAAGAAUUCUAUGGCAGUUUGUCCUCUAAAAAGCCUUUUAACUGUCUUGAGGAACUUAGAUUUGAAGAUAUGCCGGAGUGGAAGCAAUGGCACUUACUAGGAAGUGGAGAGUUCCCUGCACUUGAGGAGCUUAAAAUUAAAAAUUGCCCUGAGCUCAGUUUGGAGACACCCAUCCAACUUUCAAGUUUAAAAAGGUUUAAAGUUAGUGAUUCUCCAAAGGUUGGAGUUGUUUUUGAUGAUGCUGAGCUGUUUAGAUCCCAACUUGAGGGAAUGAAGCAGAUUGAGGAAUUAUAUAUUGGUUAUUGUAACUCUCUUGCCUUCUUUCCUUUUAGCAUAUUGCCCACUACCUUGAAGAGAAUACAGAUAUAUGGUUGCAAGAAAUUGAAAUUGGAGGUGCCAGUUGGUGAGAUGAGUAUGUUUCUGGAAGAAUUGUUUGUGGAAGGAUGUGAUUGUAUAGAUGAUAUAUCACCUGAGUUAAUCCCAAGAACACGCAAAUUGAUUGUCGUUAAUUGCCACAACCUUACUAGGUUUUUGAUUCCUACUGCCACUGAAACUCGGCUCCAUAUGGGGAAUUGUGAGAAUGUUGAAAUACUUUCGGUGGCAUGUGGGGGGACCCAGAUGACGUCACUGUUUAUUGAGGGCUGUAAGAAGCUGAAGUGGCUGCCAGAACGUAUGCAGGAACUCCUUCCAUCUCUUAAGCGUCUGAAUCUUGAGAAUUGUCCAGAAAUAGAGUCCUUUCCUGAAGGAGGAUUGCCCUUCAAUUUACAACAACUUGAGAUAAAAGAUUGCAAGAAACUGGUGAACGGACGAAAGGAGUGGCGUUUACAGAGACUCCCCUGUCUCACAGAGUUAUGGAUCUCUCAUGAUGGCAGUGACGAAGAGAUUGUUGGUGGUGAGAAUUGGGAGUUGCCUUCCUCUAUUCAAUCGCUUGCCAUACGGAAUCUGAAAACAUUAAGCAGCCAACAUCUCAAAAACCUCACCUCUCUUCAAUCUCUAUCUAUUAUGGGUAAUUUACCUCAAAUUCAGGCAAUGCCCUCCUUUUCGCACCUCACUUCGCUUCGAAGUCUACAGAUCUGGCAUUUCCGUAAUCUCCAAUCACUUCCUGAAUCAGCAUUGCCCUCCUCCCUCUCUCAGCUGGACAUAGAUGAUUGCCCUAAUCUCCAAUCCCUUCCAGUAAAAGGGAUGGCCUCUUCCCUCUCUAAACUAUCUAUUUCAAAAUGUCCAUUGCUCAGACCACUACUAGAAUUUGACAAAGGGGAAUACUGGCCAAAUAUUGCUCAAUUUCCCAUCAUAGAGAUCGAUCGGGAAUUCAUGUGAUGAUUAAAACGAAUGGCUCUCCAACUGAUAUGUGGAUUUUGAAGGGCGAGUACGACAAGUCUGGUCCAUCCAUUGUCCACAAGAAGUGCUUCUAAGUGAGCUCAGGUCUUCUGUUAUAGGCAAGUCUUUGAGAUGCGGCUAUCAAAGAAGGGCAAUUAAAAUCAUUGUACCGCUGAUACUAUUUCAUGUUUCCAGUGCGAGCCUCUUUUGUAAGUUGACAAACUCGAUUUGUAAAUAUGUUUGGGACUCAACUAGUGGUUAGAGUAUUGAUUUUGUAAGAUUUGUAUCCAGAAAAUCAAAUUAGAAAGAUAACUCGCGAUGAUUGAAUAAGCUUGAAGAAGUGGAUUUGAAUUUCAAAUCGUGUCUUUUUUUUAUGUGUGUGUGUGAGAGAGAAAUUUGAAGUGUUGUUUAGAUUUGUUGGAAUAGUCUAAAGAGAUUGUCUCUA